Molecule: messenger RNA, 1443 nt
Organism: Arctia plantaginis
Lineage: Eukaryota; Metazoa; Arthropoda; Insecta; Lepidoptera; Erebidae
Source: the annotation of a GenBank genome assembly
AUGGCACGGUCAUUAGUAAAUGAUUUAAGACAAAUAUUUAAGAGUAGUGUAUCUGCAGUGUAUCCAGAAAAUCUGAUUAGUAGAUCGGUAAAAUACAAUCCGGCAAAUCAGCAGUUGACUAUUGCUGGCGAAAAUUUUAAUCUACAAAACAAAAAUGUCUACAUUGUUGGGAGUGGAAAGGCUGUUCAAAAUAUGGCAAAAGAAAUUGAAAUUAUUUUAAGUUCCAAAAUUAAACAGGGUAUCAUUAGUAUUCCUGUUGGCAGUUCCAAGUACAAAUCUGAACUUAAAAUAUCUUAUUAUGAGGGAGCUAAGAACAACCUUCCAGAUGCUAAUGCUGAAAAUACAGCAAAAGCAAUAAGAGAUCUUGUUAUUGGAUUGGGAAGGGAUGAUUUACUAUUAGUGCUAUUAUCAGGUGGGGGAUCCGCACUAUUACCUUUGCCUAAGCCACCCAUAACAUUAGAAGAAAAAACUGCUUUGAUAAAAAGUCUAGCAAACUCUGGUGCUGACAUUAAGGAACUCAAUACUGUCCGAAAACAGCUGUCUGAUUUAAAAGGAGGUCAGCUAGCAGUAAAAGCGAAACCUGCACAGGUUAUCUCUUUAAUACUCUCUGAUAUUGUUGGAGACCCUUUAGAUUUAAUAGCAAGUGGUCCUACUACAGAAAAUGAAGAUGACCCAUCUAAAGCUAUUACGGUAAUAAAAAAAUAUAAAUUAUAUGAUCAACUUCCGAAAACAAUUAAAAGUGUAUUAAAUGAAGUUACUUGUGAGUGCAAAUUUCCAAGAGAAAAUGUCAAAAACUAUAUAAUAGGAUCAAACAGAAUUAGUAUAGAAGCAGCUUUAGCAGAAGCAAGGAACCUAGAUUACUGGGCAUUAGGUCUUUCUAACAUGGUCACUGGUAAUGUCAAGGAUGUAGCAAUUGAAUAUGUUAAACUUACUAAACUGUUUUGUUUACUUCUAGAAGAAAAGUCAAGUAUUAAAGACUUGACACAAAACUUAGAAACUAUCUGUAUACCAGGGAUUGACGUUAGUGUACUAAAAAAUAUUAAGUCUAUUGAAAAAAAGGAUUUAUGCUUGAUCCUUGGAGGUGAAAUCACAGUUGAAGUAAAGGGUGCAGGGAAAGGUGGCAGAAAUCAACAGCUAGCUUUAGAAUUUUCAAACUUUGUUGGCCAAGCAAACAAUGAUUUUGCAAAGUUCGACAUUCACUUUCUAAGUGCAGGUACUGAUGGCAUAGAUGGGCCAACAGAUGCAGCAGGGGCUAUAGGAUAUCAAAAUCUUGUGACCGAGGCGAGAAAAGAAAAUUUAAAUACUGAAAAGUAUUUAAAUGAAAAUGAUUCUUACAACUUUUACAAGAAAUUUAAAAAUGGAAGUUUUCAUGUUAUUACUGGUCACACAAAUACUAAUGUUAUAGAUAUUCAUAUAAUCAUUAUAAAGAAAAAAGAAAAAUAA